AUGUUUAUUCUUUCUAAUUACAAUCAAAAAGCACCGUUUAAAGUUUCCAAAAGCAAUAAUCUUGACGUUAUAGAAAGUCAAGUGGACAAUUUAGCCUUCUUUUCCAUUGAGAGAAAUUCUCCUGUUCAGUUUUUCUGUACAAAGCACAACACUUUUGGCGCAUUUUCAAGAGAUGAGCUCAUUCCAGCAAAGUACUUUACAGUUGAGACAAUUUUCGAAAAAGAAGCAAUGCAGAAAGACGAUGCUACGCAUUUAUAUAAUAAUUUAAUAACGGACUUUGGAGAUGAUAAGAGUAAAGAAAGGGUUGCAAAGAGGAGCCUUGUCAGUUAUCUUCCAAACGAGUCUAUUACUUUUAAUAUUGAAAAUCAGCUCAUUCCACCGUUUGACAGAGAAGCUGAGUCACCAAAAGAUGCUUAUUCUGUAGACUUAAUGUUUGAUAAGGAUGUGAUCGAUCGUUUUGAAGCCAUGCGCGUUGAUAUCAACGAUCUAUCGGACUUUGUCAGGUCAAUUUAUACUCCUGAUCAAAAGAGGAACAUGCUAAUCUUGGACUGUAUCUUUAAGAUGCUUUCUGAAAGGACCAUAGGAGAGAGGCUACUAAGAAAGUAUCGAUUCUUCUACUCGUCCAUCAAGGAUGAUCUUAUAAAGGGCAAACUCCCAGCACUUCUUAGAGACAAAUAUGUUAUUGUGUUCUAUGUUGUUCUACUUAUUGUGUCGGGCUUUGAAAUUAAUCUUGAACAGAUACCCCGAUUUUUAUUAACACAAGACAAGGUAGUUGCAUUUUUGAAGAUGAUUGGAUGCACCAUAAACAAAAUGGACAAGUGCGAUUGGAAAAUCUCCCAAAAAAUUCGUUCGCAGCUAAAAAACAGAAGAGAAUGUGAAAACUAA
Molecule: messenger RNA, 885 nt
Organism: Vittaforma corneae ATCC 50505
Lineage: Eukaryota; Fungi; Microsporidia; Nosematidae
Exons: 1
Coding region: 1-885 (294 amino acids)
Source: RefSeq, a predicted model, not a curated record